Molecule: messenger RNA, 1473 nt
Organism: Plenodomus lingam JN3
Lineage: Eukaryota; Fungi; Ascomycota; Dothideomycetes; Pleosporales; Leptosphaeriaceae
Product: mitochondrial 54S ribosomal bL28m domain-containing protein
Cellular component (GO): mitochondrial large ribosomal subunit
Molecular function (GO): structural constituent of ribosome
Source: RefSeq, a predicted model, not a curated record
AUGCCUCCACGCUGCCAAUGGCUCGCUGGGCGUGUCCACACCUCUUCUCUGACUGUCCGGUCUGCACAAUUGUCGCAACGCACCUACGCAACGACCAACUCAGAAGUACCCCCGCCUGUGGUCAAGAAUCCUCUCCAGCGGCGAAAGGGUGGUGAUCUGGGUUCUCAUUUGCCCAAGGACAUCAUUCCACAAAACGUAUCCAUCCCCGCCUAUCCCUAUGGCGAAUAUCAGCUCUUCAGACAGGCCAAUAAGGGCCUCUAUGGCGAUCAGAUGAUACAGUUUGGCAACAACGUGUCCAAGAAGACCGAGACCAAGACACGGCGUGUGUGGAGACCAAACGUACUAUCCAAGAGUCUAUACUCGGUAGUGUUGAAGAAGAAGAUCAAGCUACGCGUCACUGCCAACGUGCUCAAGACGAUAGACCGUGAGGGUGGAUUAGACGAAUACCUGCUCAAGGACAGCGAGCAUCGAAUCAAGGAGCUGGGCCCUAUGGGAUGGGCCCUACGCUGGACACUGAUGCAGAGGCCCGAAGUCAUUGCACGACUUCGCGCCGAAGCCGCCGCAUUGGGCAUCGACCAAGCCACCAUCGACAAGCAAUGGCCAACGCGCAAGAUGAUGUACGAACAGCGGAAAGCUGAAGGUCUUCCCACUGAAAAAGCCUCCACAUACAAUUUCGAGACAGAUGUCUCCCGAGAGAGACAAGAACAAGGAAUAUGGGAUCCAGAAGACGACUCCUUCCGUGCCAACCCGACAUCUUCACCCGAGGAGAAACAGUUCGCCAUCGACACCAUGCGCGAAUUCAACAUGGCCGUUAUCGCUGGGCAACGUUACCUGAGGCGCGGCGUCGUAGACAGCGAAGAAGAAGGCAUCAAGCUAGCAUUCGUUCGCGCAAAGGAGCGUGAGGAUGCCACCAAAAAGCUGCAAGUACAGUAUGACACGGCACUGGCAUCGAUCCCUCUCGAGGAGCUCGAAGAGCUCAAAUCACGUCUCAAGCUCCCCGAAAACAUCAAGGAGCGCAAACUCCGCAAGAUUGCCUAUAACCAGCGCCGACGCGCGCAAGUCGACCAGGUGGGCGGCUACGAGGCCUGGAAGGAGGCCAAGAAGGCAGAGUGGAUGGCCUCAAAGGGCAUUUCGCCUGACUCGGAUCCCAGACCCAUGGAGGAGAGGAAGGCAGAGUAUGCAAAGCUUGUGGAGGAGGCGGAGACGGCCACGACAAACACGAGUUUGAGUAAAGAGAGGAGAAAGUUUUUCCAAGAAGCUAUCAACAAGGCGAAUAUCGCCAUCAAGGCCACGAGCGCGGGUGGCAAGUGGGAUUAUUUGGAUGCUCUCAUGAGGCAGAAGUUUCCUGAUUCGAUAGAUGCCGCGACGCGAGGAAACAAUCUUGGUGAGUUGACUCGAGGGGUUGGCGCGGAUGGUUGGGGCGCCGUCGUGGACGCGAGUAAUAAGUCUGAAGCCAGGCAGCCGAGCGCAUAG